UCUUAGGGUUUUUUUUCUUCUAAGUGAAUACAAUACGACGACUCCAAUCAAUGGCGAUACCUCCAGGACUUUACUCCGGCACUAGCUCCCUUGCUCUUGUGGCUCGUGCUUCGGCGUUUAGCGUGGGUCUCCUCUACGGGAGCAUGAAGCUAAAGGUCUUGAAGAUGACAACGAAGCCACACAAGGUUGAAGCUACUGCUCAUCACUAAACCACCAUUGUUCUGUCUUUUACAAUAAGAAACCAAACGUUCGGGGCAGGGAUGUCUUCCCGCCCUGAUUAGCAAUUUUUUGUUUUUUGUUUUCCCAUGAUUCAUCUUUCAAGGAACUAAUGUAUACUUCAUUAAUAAAUUAUUUUCUAAACUGUCUCAAG
Molecule: messenger RNA, 370 nt
Organism: Eruca vesicaria subsp. sativa (arugula)
Lineage: Eukaryota; Viridiplantae; Streptophyta; Magnoliopsida; Brassicales; Brassicaceae
Source: the annotation of a GenBank genome assembly